CGCCCAUGUUCGAUGGCAAAGUCCCGCACUGGUACCACUUCUCCUGCUUCUGGAAGACCGGCCACUCCAUCUGGCAGCCUGAUGUCGAGGUGGAUGGCUUCUCGGAGCUCCGGUGGGACGACCAGCAGAAAGUGAAGAAGACGGCAGAGGCCGGAGGAGUGGCAGGCAAAGGCCACGGCGGAGCAGGCGGUAAGCCGGAGAAGACGCUGGGCGACUUUGCGGCAGAGUACGCCAAGUCCAACAGGAGCACCUGCAAGGGCUGUCUGGAGAGGAUAGACAAGGGCCAGGUGCGCCUGUCCAAGAAGAUGCUGGACCCGGAGAAGCCCCAGCUGGGCAUGAUUGACCGCUGGUACCACCCAGAGUGCUUUGUUGAGCACAGGGAGGAGCUGGGCUUCCGGCCCGAAUACAGUGCGAGCCUGCUCAAGGGCUUCAGCCAGCUGGCUCCCGAGGAUAAGGAAGCCCUGGAGAAGCAGCUCCCGGGAGUCAAGAGCGAAGUAAAGAGGAAAGGUGACGAGGUUGAUGGGCUAGACCAAGUGCCCAAGAAGAAACCUAAGAAAGAGAAAGACAAGCUUGAAAAGGCUCUCAAGGCCCAGAACGACCUGAUCUGGAACACCAAGGAUGAGCUCAAGAAGGCGUGCUCGACCAACGACCUGAAAGAGCUGCUCAUCUUCAACAAGCAGCAAGUGCCCUCCGGGGAGUCGGCGAUCCUGGACCGCGUGGCUGACGGCAUUGUGUUCGGUGCCCUCCUGCCCUGCGAGGAGUGCUCGGGCCAGCUGGUCUUCAAGAGUGACGCCUACUACUGCACGGGGGACAUCACUGCCUGGACCAAGUGUAUGGUCAGGACCCAGACGCCCAGCCGGAAGGAGUGGGUGACUCCAAAGCUAAGGGGCCCUGCCUCCGUGACAGGUCUGGAACGCUCUGGCCACGUCCUGGAGAAAGGCGGGAAGGUCUUCAGCGCCACACUGGGCCUGGUGGACAUUGUUAAAGGAACCAACUCCUAUUACAAGCUGCAGCUCCUGGAAGAUGACAAAGGAAGCAGGUACUGGAUAUUCAGGUCCUGGGGCCGCGUGGGCACCGUGAUUGGCAGUAACAAGCUGGAGCAGAUGCCGUCCAAGGAGGAUGCCGUUGAGCACUUUAUGAAAUUAUAUGAAGAGAAAACCGGGAAUGCCUGGCACUCCGAAAACUUCACCAAGUAUCCCAAAAAGUUCUACCCCCUAGAGAUCGACUAUGGCCAGGAUGAAGAGGCGGUGAAGAAACUGACAGUGAACCCUGGAACCAAGUCCAAGCUCCCCAAGCCGGUGCAGAACCUCAUCAAGAUGAUCUUCGAUGUGGAAAGUAUGAAGAAAGCCAUGGUGGAGUAUGAGAUCGACCUUCAGAAGAUGCCCUUGGGGAAGCUGAGCAAAAGGCAGAUCCAGGCCGCGUACUCGAUCCUCAGUGAGGUCCAGCAGGCCUUGUCCCAGGGCAGCAGCGACUCCCAGAUCCUGGAUCUCUCCAAUCGCUUCUACACCUUGAUCCCCCACGACUUCGGGAUGAAGAAGCCGCCGCUCCUGAGCAACGCAGACAGUGUGCAGGCCAAGGUGGAAAUGCUGGACAACCUGCUGGACAUCGAGGUGGCCUACAGCUUGCUCAGGGGAGGGUCUGAUGACAGCAGCAAGGACCCCAUCGAUGUCAACUAUGAGAAGCUCAAAACCGACAUUAAGGUGGUGGACAAAGAUUCCGAGGAAGCCAAGAUCAUCAGGAAAUAUGUUAAGAACACUCACGCAACCACACACAAUGCCUAUGACCUGAAAGUCCUCGAGAUCUUUAAGAUCGAGCGUGAAGGGGAAAACCAGCGCUACAAGCCCUUCAAGCAGCUGCAUAACCGGAGGUUGCUGUGGCACGGGUCUAGAACCACCAAUUUCGCUGGGAUUCUGUCCCAGGGUCUCCGGAUCGCCCCGCCUGAAGCGCCUGUGACGGGCUACAUGUUCGGCAAAGGGAUCUACUUCGCCGACAUGGUCUCCAAGAGCGCCAACUACUGCCACACGUCCCAGGGAGACCCGGUGGGCUUGGUCCUCCUGGGAGAGGUUGCCCUGGGGAACAUGUACGAGCUGAAGCACGCUUUGCACGUCAGCAAGCUGCCCAAGGGCAAGCACAGUGUCAAAGGUGAGUGUUGCCAAAGCGGAGGCUCUGGCCCCGCCCCCUGGACGCUCCCCCGGAAGCCACAUUCCUGGCUCGGCUGUGACACAGCUGGAGGCUCAUUUCAGAAGCUUCCCUCGCUGCGGCUGCCCUGGUGUCAGAGCUGCCCGGGGGUCUGUGAGCACCGGCAGCCACUGCUGCUGCGAUUUAGCCCGACUCCUCGCUCGCAGCGCCGAGGGCCCCUCGGGGCCGG
Molecule: messenger RNA, 2368 nt
Organism: Myotis lucifugus (little brown bat)
Lineage: Eukaryota; Metazoa; Chordata; Mammalia; Chiroptera; Vespertilionidae
Gene: PARP1
Product: poly(ADP-ribose) polymerase 1
Exons: 16
Molecular function (GO): DNA binding; NAD+ poly-ADP-ribosyltransferase activity; zinc ion binding
Source: RefSeq, a predicted model, not a curated record